GCCUCAGAGUCCCCCCAGACAAGGAGGGCCAAUGACCCCUUCAGGCUGAUGAAGGAUCUCUUUGUGGAGGUCCAGCAUGCCCUGAAGAAUGCUGACAUCUCUGUCGUCUUUGGCCUGGAGGAGAGCAUCCAAUUCAGCGGGGAGGAUGCGGUGAAGGCCAUCGUGAAGACUGCGGCUAAAAGAUUGUCCCUGCGUUCGGACUCCAACCGGGCUCAACUGCGUGCCGCACGCUCUGGUAGCGAGGGAGCCAUCGGGUGCAUGGCGGACACCAUCACACAAGUCAUAGAUGACUAUUCCGAGAACUGGAGUUCCGACGGCCAUUUUGGAGCCAGGAGGAGCCGUGCUAGUGGGAGAUCACACUCCUCAACCUCCUCAAGGAGUGACGUCACCCUCACCGAGGAGCUCCUGGCUUGGAGGGAAACCCUAGAAGAGGACCUAGAGGAGAUGGCUGAUGACAGCACUGGUUUGGAAAAGACCAGUGUAAGCUCAGCCAUCUCUGAGAAGUCCCAGGUAAUUAGAUACCUUUCUGAAAGCACCAAGCCCAUCAGCAGCGCCCUCUCCACAGACCUCAAGGACAUCACCUCCACACAGAAAGAGAAGGAAGAGGCUAUGAAGAAAGAAGUGAGGAAGUCAGGAAAGAAGAAGCGAGGAAAUAACAAGGACCAGAAGAAGAACAAGGUGUCUCCUCUUGGCAAUGAUAGUAAGUCCUCAUUUCUGUCAGUCAGCAUGUACAUCUGUCUUCAGCACACUAUUGUAAUGUAA
Molecule: messenger RNA, 762 nt
Organism: Salvelinus fontinalis (brook trout)
Lineage: Eukaryota; Metazoa; Chordata; Actinopteri; Salmoniformes; Salmonidae
Exons: 2
Coding region: 49-762 (237 amino acids)
Source: RefSeq, a predicted model, not a curated record